AUGUAUAAUCGCGGUGGUAGAGGUAGAGGAGGGGCAGGAGGAGGAGGUUAUAAUAACAGAGGUGGUGGAGGAAGAGGAGGAUACAACAACAACAGAGGUGGAGGUGGAUACAACAAUAAUAGAGGAGGUCAACCAUACCAAAAGAGACAGUACAAUCAAUCAUCAUCAUCAUUCAAUACUCCAGCACUACCAACAGGUGAAUUCAAUACAACCUUUUAUUUCAAACCUUCAUUCUUGGAGGAUCCAUGGGCUCCAAGAUCAAAUUCUUCUUCUUAUCAACAACAAAAUUAUCAGAACCAUAGUCAUCAUUAUCAACAUACUGAUGAUCAUGUUGCAGACGACGAAAAUACAACAACUACAACAGCUACCACUACUACUACUACUACCGAAACUUCAUCAUUCAAAGAUAGUAAUGAAAUUGAUAUUUAA
This is a messenger RNA of Cavenderia fasciculata, 429 nucleotides long. RefSeq lists its product as uncharacterized. The record is from RefSeq and is a predicted model, not a curated record. The transcript has a single exon. Bases 1 to 429 code for a protein of 142 amino acids. NCBI's taxonomy places the organism in Eukaryota, Evosea, Eumycetozoa, Acytosteliales, Cavenderiaceae.